Molecule: messenger RNA, 2961 nt
Organism: Pelobates fuscus (common spadefoot toad)
Lineage: Eukaryota; Metazoa; Chordata; Amphibia; Anura; Pelobatidae
Exons: 12
Coding region: 386-1870 (494 amino acids)
Molecular function (GO): S-adenosylmethionine-dependent methyltransferase activity
Source: RefSeq, a predicted model, not a curated record
UUAGAAUCUUUUUUUUUUCUUCUCCAUUUCCCAACAUUCUAUUUUAUUUUGCUAAUGAGGCCUCGUGGCAGGCGGUAUAAUAGAUACAGCAGGAGCUUUUCUCGCACUAGGGUGGCGAUUCACACUGUAGUACAUUACGUCUCAGAGAGAGAAAGAAGAUCCCCCUUAGUCACUGAUACAUAGUAUAUUUUUUCAGAUGUAAAUAUUAUUUUCCCUAACUGUUCUUUAUAAUUUAAAUUUGCAUAGGAUAUAUAAAUCUAUAAAUCUAUAUUUUAAAUAAAAUAUAUUUUCUCGCCCUGUUUAUAGUGUUGCAGGCUUAGAAUUAUUAAUAUUAAAAAAGUAUAGGCAAUUCAUAGGUUUGACGUCACACAUUUGAGCAGCAACCAUGGCAAAUGAUGCUCGUGAAACCAUGAAAAAGUUCUGGGAGGAACACUCUCGCGAUGCCUCGUUGGAAGAGAUGAUGCUGGAUUCCAGUGCUAAGCUGCUAUCUGUGAAAGAGAAGCCAGAGAUUAUUGGACUUCUACCCUCUUUGGAUGGGCUGAGUGUGUUGGAACUAGGAGCUGGUAUUGGUCGCUACACUGGACAUCUUGCCAAGUUGGCGUGUCAUGUGACUGCCGUGGACUUCAUGGAGAAGUUUAUUGAGAAGAAUCGUGAAAUCAACGGCCACCGGGAGAACAUAACAUUCCUACAAGCUGAUGUUACCUGUUUGGAACUUCCCAAUCAGAGUUUUGACUUCAUCUUCUCUAACUGGCUGUUGAUGUACCUGACUGAUGCCGAAUUAAUAACUUUGACUCAAAAAAUGCUGGGCUGGCUAAAGCCCGGUGGCUACCUCUUCUACAGGGAAUCUUGCUUUUACCAGUCAGGAGACUCCGAGCGGACAUUUAACCCAACAGUUUACCGUACCCCUGCUCAGUAUAACCACAUCAUGACAUCUGUUACCUCAAAACCUGGAAAUGAUGGCUUUGAGAUUGUGAUGGCAAGAUCUGUGCAGACGUAUAUUCAGAUAAAGAAGAACCAGAACCAGGUGUGCUGGCUGCUGGAGAUGGUUCCCAGGGUACCAGAUGCUCACCAAGGCUAUGGGACAUUUCAAAAUUUCUUGGAUAACCAACAGUAUUCUCGACGUGGGAUCCUUAGAUAUGAGAAAAUAUUUGGGGAAGGCUUUGUCAGCACUGGAGGGCUUGAAACCACAAAGGAAUUUAUCUCCAGAUUGAACUUACUCCCUGGCCAGUGUGUCAUUGAUGUAGGUUGUGGCAUUGGUGGCGGAGACUUCUACAUGGCCAAGAUGUUUGGGGCAGAGGUCCUGGGAAUGGACUUGUCAUCUAACAUGGUGGAGAUUGCCAUGGAGAGAGCCAUCCAGGAGAAGACUCCUCUGGUACAGUUUGAGAUUGGAGAUGCCACGAAGAGAGUUUUCCCUGAGGCAUCAUUUGAUGUAGUUUACAGCAGAGACACGAUCCUACACAUCACAGACAAGAGAGCCCUCUUCAAAAGGUUCUUUUCCUGGUUGAAACCUGGUGGAAAGCUGCUCAUUACGGAUUAUUGCUGCGGACCUCAGCCCUGGUCUCCAGUCUUUCAGGAAUAUGUGAAGCAGAGAGGAUAUACAUUGUACACACCGCAAGAGUAUGGGCAGUUUCUUGAAAGUGUUGGCUUUGUGAAUGUUGACGCUCAGGACCGGACAGAUCAAUUUGUACAAGUCCUUAAUGUGGAACUUAAACGGACGCAGGAGAUCAAGGAGGACUUUUUAAAGAGUUUCUCUGAAGAGGACUAUACCUACAUUAUUGAUGGUUGGAAAGAAAAACUGCAUCGUUGCAGUCUGGGAGACCAGCGCUGGGGCUUGUUCUAUGCAGAGAAACCACGUGACACAAUCUUAUAAUUAAUCACAUUCCUACUCCUUCACUUUAUGACAGCACCUUUGGCAGAAAAAACAAUAACCUGGAAACAUGUUAUUAAACAAAAUUGUUUUAUUUAUAUAUAAAUGUAUGGAUAUUUCUUGAAAAGAAAGUGUGUUUAACAAGACUACAUGUGAUUUCAGUUAAAUAAGCUGUGUAUUCUUUAUGACACAUUGUAUUAAUAGUGACACUGUGUGGUCAUUGUUCGCAUUGCAGACAAUUCUGGAAGUCGGUUGCUACACUGAAAAAGAAACAUGUUGUAAGCUACCAUGAUACAGGUUCUGCAGCUGUGUGAUAUAUACAUUCAAUUUUUUAUAUAACCACCGGGCAGUUUUAAAUUAGUGAAAAAGUGAACGCAAUGGGGAAACAAACAUAAACUUUUAAAAAAAUUGAUAGACCUAAUUUGGGAAAUUCCCCGGUGAGUUUGGCAUUCCACCCAAGCAAUUGCAACAUAGUAUCCAGGCCAUUAUACAAGAAGAAUCCUGAAGUUACAUUUACAUUGAUGUGUCAUUAAAACCCCAUUGACAGGAUUUAAUAGUACAUCUAAGUAUGCCAGAGUGCAGCCCCCACAAACCUAGCUUGAUGCAUUUCACUCCACAUAUAUGCAUAUGAAUAAGCACUGCUGAGCUGUGAAACGCAUCAUACUAGGUUUGUAACACACUUGAAUUUAGAAAUCAAUGCUAUCCGACUUGGGCAAAAAUAAGCAAUCUGAUUGCCAGGACUGAAUUAAUGGUACUUCUAACUGUGUUGCAAUAAAUAGCCACUAUUAUUAAAGGACUAACUUUAAUUUUGUACUUGUCUACUUAAAUUGAACAGUAAACUACACCUUCUGAACGAGUAAUGUGCUUGUAUUGAUAUUUCAUAAUUCAAAACGAGCCUGUGGGAAAGAUAUUAUAACAAGUAACUGGUGAAUAGCUUAGAGCUAUAAAAAAAAUGCUUUAGAAAGAGAGAUAAAAACCUUUUAACUAACUUACUGAUGUAUGAGUUUUUUCAGCAGCUGGAAAUAGUUUUAUCUUUACUGUAUACAACAUUGUACUCAUCUCAAGAAAUAAAAUACAAGUACAUCUUAUAUUAA